This is a messenger RNA of Ictalurus furcatus (blue catfish), 2798 nucleotides long. Its product is annotated as C4b-binding protein alpha chain-like. Lineage: Eukaryota; Metazoa; Chordata; Actinopteri; Siluriformes; Ictaluridae. The record is from RefSeq and is a predicted model, not a curated record. The coding region runs from base 636 to 1871 and encodes 411 amino acids. The transcript has 12 exons.
UCUAUUAUCUUGUAUACAUUUACUUUCUAUGUGCUACAAAAGUAAAAGUAAAUUUAACUUUUGUCAUGGAAAUUAGACAACACUCGCAGACUCGUCCUCUGAAGAUAAAAAGGUUUAUUACAGGAAGAUGGUUAAUACAGGAUAGAAUAAAGCAGGAUAGAAUAAUGAGAGAGCGAAGGCGAAGUUCAGAGGAAAGUUCCUGGAACUUCUUAGAAGAAAUCGCCUCCAUGUAAUACUUCUCUCAAUGUAAUACACACAUUUCUUAUAUCAUUGACUCCCUUCCAUACAGACAGCAAUACACAAUGACUUAAAAUCUAAAAUUCUAAUUCUAAAUUCUUGAUGAUUCCUACCAGUCAGUGGUAAGGCUGCAUCGGUCUAUUGCUCUGCACAACAAAGGACACGCCUGUGUCAACACAGGCUUUAGGGUGAAACUUUUCCACGGGCGUCCUCCGUUUUGCUUGUUGUCCAGAAAAGCUGAAAAGACUCGCACAGCCCAUCCAGGAGACGCCAAAUUGUCGUGGAAAUUAGACAACACUCGCAGACUCGUCCUCUGAAGGGUAACUUUCUUGGACAGUAGUGAUCUAGGACAGAGGAACACCUAGAGCCUAGCUGGUGUCUAAUAUUUACAGUUAAAGAUGUUGCGCUACAUGAUCAUCUGCUCUACUCUUCUCAUGACUGCUGUAACGGUCCAAGCACAAUGUGAGAGACCUGAUGUUGGGGAAAACCGGAUUUUGACUGAAGACCAACAAACUUUUCCUGAUGGAUCCACUGUAACGUUCAAAUGUUCCACUGGUUAUAUUCCUGUGGAAUCAUCAGCUUCCAGAUCAAUCACCUGUACUGGAACCCAGUGGAGCGACCUCGAACUUCAAUGCAAAAAAAAAUCCUGUGGAAGUCCUGGCAAUAUUCCCAAUGGAAAGUAUAUAUAUCAAUCUACAGACCUAAUUUUGUUUGGUGCAACCAUCACAGCAAAGUGUCAUGAAGGAUAUUUGCUUGUUGGUGAACCAACUAGAUAUUGCAGAGAAUAUGGUUGGGAUGGGAGAGCUCCUGUAUGUGAAGCGAUUAAGUGUCCAAAGCCUCCCGCUAUAACAGAUGGCACUUUUGAACCAGAGGAUGACUCAUAUGAUUAUGAUGAAGCAGUCACAUACUCUUGUAACAGAGGUCUUGAGCUUAUUGGACUUCCAGUAUUAACAUGCUCUAGUGAUGGAACUUUUCAGCCUUCUCCUCCUCGGUGUCUGCUUGUGUCCUGUGAGAGACCGGAAAUCCCAAACUCAGUUAGAACUGAAGGAAAAUCACCACCUUAUAAAUAUAACAACUUUGUCCGCUACCGGUGUAAUAAAGGCUACAGAAUGAAUGGGUCUGAUUACCUGACCUGUAAGGAAGAUGGGUGGAAUCCACCUCCUCCUCAGUGCAAUGCUAUUACAUGCUUAAAACCUCCUGAUAUAAAGAAUGGAAUAUUUAACCCCCAGAAGGAGUUAUAUGAAUACGGAGAAACAGUCACAUGGUCUUGUAAUGAAAGUUUUAGACUUAUUGGAGCUUCAACAAUAUCAUGUACUGAUGAUGGAACAUUUGAGACGUCUCCCCAAUGUCUGGAGACCUGUGAUGAACCUCAAAUUAAAAAUGGAUAUGUUGAUCACACAUCAAAUCUUUUUGUAAAUCAAUCAUUUGUCCUGGUCCAUUGUAACAUUGGAUACAAGACAGAAGGGUCUGAUUUCCUGACCUGUGAGGAUAAUAGAUGGAAUCCACCUCCUCCACAGUGCCACUUAAAUCAUUGGAUUUGGAUCAUUCCAAUUCUUCUAGUAGUGCUGGUUUGUGUUCUUGUUUGUGGUGGUUGCUACUGCUGGAAGAAAAAGAAACAUAAAAAUGGCACAUGAAGCACACUAAAUAUAGUUCCCUUCACUAAUAUUGGCACCCUUGCUAAAUAUGAGCAAAAAAGGCUGUAAAAAAAUUGUCUUUAUUGUUUAAUCAUUUGAACUUUUGUUUAAAAAAAAAAAUUCAUACAAAUACUCUGAGACUCCCAUGAGAGCUCAUGGAUAUCAAGCAAUUGCAAACAAAACACAGGUUUAUUAAAAAAAAAAACCUUUGUUAAAUAUAGGUGUGCAACAAUUACUGGCACCCCUAUGAAUUCAUAUGAGAAUAAUAUAUUUUAAGUAUAUUCCCAUUGAUAUAUUACUUUUUCUUAGUACACCUGGGAGACUAGGAACAGGAAAUUGUUCAACCAUGACUUCCUGUUUCAUAGGGGUAUAAAUAUGAGGGCACACACAGGCCAAAUUCCCUUAGUCAUUCAUAACAAUGGGUAAGACCAAGGAAUAUAGCUGUGAUGUGCUGCAAAAGGUUGUUGAUCCUCACAAUAUAGGAAGUGUCUAUAAGAAAAUAGCACAAGCAUUGAAAAUGCCCAUGCGGUUUAGACAUUAAUGGCUGUGUGUUUAGUUAUUUUGAGGGGACAGCAAAUUUACAAAAAAUUCAAAAUGUUUUCCAAACCCGAAGACGAUUCUGUAGUUCUCCACGAUUUAGAGGAAUCUUCACAAAAAAGCAUGUACUGACUGAGACCCAUACACAAUCCAGAGUCUCUCCAGCAACGUAAUUUGAUCAAGAUUGGGAUGAGACAACUUGCUUUACGGUAUUGAAUAACCUUAGCAUUUACAGUAUCUCACAAAAGUGAGUACACCCCUCACAUUUUUGUAAACAUUUGAUUAUAUCUUUUAAUGUGACAACACUGAAGAAAUGACACUUUGCUACAAUGUAAAGUAGUGAGUGUACAGAUUGUGUAACAGUGUAAAUUUGCUGUCCCCUCAAAAUAA